AUGAUGCCAAAAAAGCCCAAAUCUCAACGCCCGAAAGUUAAGCCAGCUCCCAGUCCUUUCGAUUCCCUUCCCGUGGAAAUCGUCGUCGGAAUAUUCAUGCAUUGUCUGCCCGAACCUAGGAUGAUUGACCCCAUGAACCGAGCGCUGGCCCCACGGCUACUCAUGAGGGUCUGUCGUGGAUGGCGGCAAAUCGCAUCGUCUGCUCCGUUGCUUUGGUAUCGAUUUCGUGUCAAACUUAACGAACCGGUCUGGAAUGGGUUGGAGCUUACUGCCAUCCUCGAACGAUCUGCUGGUCUUCCCCUUCAUAUCACUCUAUAUAACCCCAUUCAAACCGCUAGUAUCAAAAGAGUGGGACAUUUGACGGCACUUUCGAGGUAUUGCGAGCGCAUCUCGCAUCUCGCUCUGGACAUGUCAGUCUCCGCAUUCGAUGCCUUCGACGCGUACUGGGGCAAGCACCAUGAAGAUGCCAAAUUCUCCAGUGUAGAAGAGCUUUCUCUUCCAGAGAUAUACCAACCUGUGUCGUUGACCAAUACCAUCCACAUAUUCACCGAUGCGUCACGCUUGAAACGUGCCUCUCUCUUUGCGUUCACCCCUCAACUCGUUGCAUUUCCUUGCGCUAACUUGGUUCGCUUCGAUGGACGAGCCUAUACCAUCCAAGAACUGGCUUCCCUAUUUUUCGCUACCCCGAAUUUAACUGAAUGCACCAUCCAUCUUGACCUGAACCCGAUCAAUCCAGGCUUGCUGGCUCUGCCAAUCACGCACACAGCUCUUCAACACUUGAGGGUGAGCGGGAACUGGUAUAACGGGACCGCUAUGUCGGAUGUUCUACUCUCCUGGAAUUUUCCUGCACUACAAUCACUUGAAAUCCAGCAUGGGGUGCUGGGAGAAGAAUCAGAUCGAGUUAUCGCCUCGUUUGCCCAACGUUCGUUGAUGCUACAGCAACUUUCGCUCAAUAUUCCGCCGCGUGGCAUGACCGAAUUCGUGCGCUCGUUCUACACUCCAUUUCCAUCGUUGCAUACCCUAACCGUGCGACACAUAAGCUAUGGGUUUCUGGAGAUGUUCUUCGAAGCUUUUGCCGUGGAUUCGACCUUCCUUCCCGGCGUCAGUGUCCUCCACUUCCCGUAUAUGGACUGUGUCAUCAUGUUGACUUCCCUGAUGAAAGAGGCUGGUCCUGGAAUCCUGAAACGACGCGCCCUGCAGCCAUCUGAUUGUGCACUUGAAGGCUUAGUCGUGACCUCUGAAAAAUUACCAGCCGGGAUGAAUUUCAAGGGGUUGGGCGAGGGAAUGCCUAAGGAGGGUCUUGAUGUGCUCCGAGAGCUUCGGAAAAAUGGCUUGAACGUCUCCAUAACGUGGAAUACCGUCAAGGAGUCGUCUGAAUUUGUGUUUUAA
This is a messenger RNA of Mycena indigotica, 1389 nucleotides long. RefSeq lists its product as uncharacterized. The record is from RefSeq and is a predicted model, not a curated record. Bases 1 to 1389 code for a protein of 462 amino acids. Gene Ontology annotation, molecular function: protein binding. The transcript is spliced from 2 exons. NCBI's taxonomy places the organism in Eukaryota, Fungi, Basidiomycota, Agaricomycetes, Agaricales, Mycenaceae.